Ipomoea nil (Japanese morning glory) is the source of this 1826-nucleotide messenger RNA. Its product is annotated as probable dual-specificity RNA methyltransferase RlmN. The record is from RefSeq and is a predicted model, not a curated record. Lineage: Eukaryota; Viridiplantae; Streptophyta; Magnoliopsida; Solanales; Convolvulaceae. The coding region runs from base 50 to 1354 and encodes 434 amino acids. The transcript is spliced from 9 exons. Gene Ontology annotation, biological process: rRNA base methylation; tRNA methylation. Gene Ontology annotation, molecular function: RNA methyltransferase activity; iron-sulfur cluster binding.
CGUAUGGACUGUGGGAUUAGAUUAUCGUCUUCCUCUUUGGCCAGUCUUCAUGGUAGGGGUUUAUGCUUUAUCUUCAAGCGCUCGCAGCAUUUUCCUUACAAAUUCUCAAAUGAAAAUGGCUCUCCUUCAGCAGGCGUGCACAGCCCCAUUGUCACGUGCCUUCCGUGUCCGUGCUUUCGCUGUCGCUUCCACCGCCGUCACCGGCCCGGUCUCCGCACCUGCUCUCAAGAAGGCCUCUAAGUCUCAACCGGACUCGCGAGUUCUCCUCGGCAUGUCAGAGCAGGAGCUUCAACAGCUCGCUCUCGACUUGGGUCAGCAAAGUUAUAGAGGGAAGCAAUUGCAUCAUAUACUGUAUAAGAGGAAGGUGAAGGAAAUACAGGAGUUUAUUCAGUUGCCACUGGCAUUCAGAAGUGAACUAGAAGAGGCUGGCUGGAAGGUUGGAAGAUCACCAAUUCAUAAGGCUGUCACAGCAGCUGAUGGAACUGUUAAGUUGUUGAUAAAAUUGGAAGACAAUCUACUAGUGGAGACAGUGGGCAUACCAGUUGCAGAUGAUAACGGUUCAUUUCGCUUGACAGCAUGUGUCUCAUCUCAGGUGGGAUGCCCAUUGCGCUGCUCCUUCUGUGCCACAGGAAAGGGAGGAUUCUCAAGGAACCUUAGAAGACACGAGAUAGUUGAACAGGUCUUAGUAAUAGAAGAGGUCUUCAAGCAUAGAGUUACAAAUGUUGUGUUUAUGGGCAUGGGUGAGCCAAUGUUGAAUUUGAAAGAAGUUCUUGAAGCACACCGUUGCCUGAAUAAGGAUGUUCAAAUUGGGCAAAGGAUGAUAACAAUUUCGACUGUUGGAGUUCCAAACACAAUAAAAAAGCUGGCUUCUCACAAACUUCAGUCUACGUUGGCUCUCAGCUUGCAUGCUCCAAAUCAGAAACUCCGGGAAAUGAUUGUUCCAAGUGCAAAGGUCUAUCCCUUGGAUGCAAUUAUGAAGGAUUGUAGGGACUAUUUCGUAGAAACUAGUCGACGGGUCUCCUUUGAGUAUACACUUUUAGCUGGAGUAAAUGAUGCAGUUGAACAGGCAAUUGAACUAGCAGAACUACUUCAUAAGUGGGGUCGAGGUCAUCAUGUGAACUUAAUACCUUUCAAUCCAAUAGAGGGCUCUGAAUAUAAGCGUCCAUAUAAAAAAUCAGUUCUUGCAUUUGUAGCUGCUCUAGAGUCCCGUAAAAUAACUGUCAGCGUACGCCAAACACGAGGACUUGAUGCAAGCGCAGCUUGUGGACAGCUGAGAAAUGAAUUCCAGAAAAAUCCUUUGCUUGUUGUUCCUGAGAACCAGGAGUCUCAUUCAGAAGUUGCAAUUGCUUCUUGAAACGGUGAACAUUAAGCUUACCCUCAGUGCUGCUAUGUUGUAUAAUUUGGCAUAUCAUAUAUUCAUAUCACAGCUCCCCAUAGUUUCACCAGACAUUCGAGCUCUCUCUCAGAAUCAUGAUACCCCCGAAGAAUGCUCGCUGAAGAAGCCUGUGCUGCAUUGCUAUCAUGAAUGGGAUACUUCAAUCUGAAAAUGAUGCAUCAAUCUGUUGUUCUGUUUGCUGUUUGGCGUCACAAAAUGCUUUUCGAUGAGGGGCGAAUCAAGCCAACUGAGUUUUGGAAUUAGAGGUUUACUGAUGUACAUAGUUGCCUUUGCCUGGACUAAUAAUCUAAUAUUGCCUUCUGGAGGGGAAGGUCUAGGGUAUACUGUGCGGACUCAUAUUUGAUCAUACACAUAAUUUGAUGUAAUGUACCCCCCAAAAAAAAAAAGAAAAAAAAAAAGGGUUUGGUCAAAUUUAACUUUUUAUUUUUUA